GAAAAUGAAACGCUUACUUUUGCUUGCCAUAUUGGUGGCACUUCUCCAAGCGAAAUCUUUCAAGAUGCGUACACGAUCUUCUGGUUCGCUUCGAGCCAAAAUGAUCUCAACCGGUCAGUAUCGGCAGUACCUACAAAAACAACGUAUGCGAAGACUAAACAUAUUGAAAAGAGGAUCUGAACCUUUUCUAGAUUACGCUGAUGACUUCUAUCUUGGAGAAGUCCAAGUGGGAACCCCCGGCCAAAACCUAACCCUUGUACUCGAUACGGGUUCUUCUAACCUUUGGGUAAUAGACGAUGCUUGUAGAAGCGCUGCUUGCAAUGGCAGCUACCAUCACGGCGAAUAUCACAAGCACAAAUUCAACACAUCCAGGUCGGAGACCUUCAAGAGAGAAGAGCGCACAUUUGUGAUGGAAUAUGGGUCUGGUUACUGUAAAGGAUAUUUGGCUACAGAUGUGGUCGCUUUCGCAGACUUAACCAUUCGCAAACAAGAAUUUGGAGUCGCUACGGUGAUUGCCGAUGUUUUUGGCUAUCAGCCAGUGGAUGGAAUACUCGGACUCGGCUGGCCAGACCUGGCCGUAGAAAAGGUUGUUCCGCCUAUGCAAAAUAUUCUAUCUGAACUGGACAAGCCAAUAUUUACUGUAUGGCUGGACAGAAAGAUAAUCCCCAGCCAAGGUGGCAACGGUGGUAUGAUCACAUACGGUGAUUAUGACUCCGAUGAUUGUGCUGCGGAAGUCAACUAUGUACCGCUGUCCUCACUGACCUAUUGGCAAUUCCCGAUACAAGGUUUUUCAGUGGGAAACUUCUCCCAAAGGAAAACUGAACAGGUGAUAUCAGAUACCGGAACUUCUUGGGUUGGCGCACCUUACAGAAUUGUAGAGGGGCUUGCCAAAGAGAUCAAAGCCCAGUACGACCCUGAAACAGAAAUCUAUACUGUUCCCUGCUCCACAAUGCAAACACAACCAGACUUGGUCUUCACUAUCAAUGAUAUCGAAUAUACUGUACCAUCUGUAGAGUAUAUUCUUGACCUGGAACUUGGCCAUAACAAGAAAAUGAGACUUACACUACUGCUUGUCGCUUUGGUGCUGCUUAUCGAAGCACGUUCGUUCACCAUGCGCGUGCGAUCGUCAGGUUCACUUCGAACUGAAAAGACCCUGAAUGGCCAGUACCAAGAGCAUCUAGGAAAGCAACAGUUGCGAAAUUCAAAUGUUUUGAGGAAUUAUAAUGACGAAUUUUUCGUUGGAACAAUCGAAGUAGGAUUUCCAGGCCAGGAGGUAAAAGUUUUACUCGAUACCAGCUCUGCAAAUCUUUGGGUGAUAGAUGACGCUUGCAUAAGCGAUGCUUGUAAUGAAAGUUACCAUGGAUGUUCCAAGCACAAAUUCAAAACUUCCGAAUCGAAGACGUUCAGAAAAGAAGAUCGGUCUUUCGUGAUGAGCACUUGCGAAGGAUAUUUGGCUAAAGACGUUGUUUCAUUCGCAGGUAAUAUUACUAUGCUUUUCUUUAUAAAGAGUGUCUCGAGCUGA
Molecule: messenger RNA, 1522 nt
Organism: Cylicocyclus nassatus
Lineage: Eukaryota; Metazoa; Nematoda; Chromadorea; Rhabditida; Strongylidae
Source: the annotation of a GenBank genome assembly